AUGGCUUGCGGCUCAGCUUCCUCUGGUCUCGUCAACCGCAACGGCCCUGGCAGCGCCGCCACCUCCAUCAUCGACAGCAUCGUCAAGCCCGCCGAGGCCACGGGCGGCAAGACCAAAUGCAUUGAGUGCGACGGAUACGAGUGCUGCUGUAUCCCCAUCCCCUGCACCGUCAUGUAA
Molecule: messenger RNA, 177 nt
Organism: Colletotrichum fioriniae
Lineage: Eukaryota; Fungi; Ascomycota; Sordariomycetes; Glomerellales; Glomerellaceae
Source: RefSeq, a predicted model, not a curated record